Molecule: messenger RNA, 1883 nt
Organism: Aegilops tauschii subsp. strangulata
Lineage: Eukaryota; Viridiplantae; Streptophyta; Magnoliopsida; Poales; Poaceae
Product: protein ASPARTIC PROTEASE IN GUARD CELL 2
Biological process (GO): proteolysis
Molecular function (GO): aspartic-type endopeptidase activity
Source: RefSeq, a predicted model, not a curated record
GCUGCACAACACACUUGCCACCCACACACCGCGGAACUCAUAAAUCCUCCGGGCCUCUGCUAGCUAGCUCCUGCUCGAAGUAAAGCUUCGUCGUUUCCACAAACACCUCUGUGUGUACGAGCGCACCAUGGCCAUGCACGCCGCAAUGACCACCACGCUUCCCCCCCUUGCCCUCCUCUUCGUCUGCGCCGUGAUCAUGUCCGGCGCUUCGGCUUCGUCACCGUCGUCACUGCGGUUCCACUACAUCGACCCUCGCAACUUCACCAUGGCUGCGGCCACGUCACCAUCCUCAUCCUCGUCGCCGCGCCGCGAUGGCCGCCCCUCGCUGGCGCUGCUGCACCGCGGCGCCGUCUCCGGCAGGACGUACCCAUCAACGCGGCACGCGGUGCUCGGCCUCGUGGCAAGGGAUGCCGUGCGGGUAGAGUACCUCCAGGGUCGCCUCUCGCCGACGACGAUGACGACGGAGGUGGGGUCGGAGGUGGUGUCCGGCAUCUCCGAGGGCAGCGGCGAGUACUUCGUCCGCGUCGGCGUGGGGUCGCCGCCCACGGAGCAGUACCUGGUCGUGGACUCCGGGAGCGACGUCAUCUGGGUGCAGUGCCGCCCCUGCGCCGAGUGCUACCAGCAGGCCGACCCUCUCUUCGACCCGGCCGGGUCAGCGUCCUUCGCCAUCGUGCCGUGCGGCUCCGGCGUCUGCCGGACGCUACCCGGCGGGUCAUCCGGCUGCGCCGACUCCGGAGCGUGCCGGUACCAGGUGUCGUACGGCGACGGGUCGUACACCCAGGGCGUACUCGCGAUGGAGACGCUCACGUUCGGGGACAGCACGCCGGUGCAGGGCGUCGCAAUCGGCUGCGGCCACCGCAACCGCGGCCUCUUCGUCGGGGCGGCCGGCCUGCUCGGCCUCGGCUGGGGCCCCAUGUCGCUCGUCGGGCAGCUUGGCGGCGCGGCAGGCGGUGCCUUCAGCUACUGCCUCGCCAGCCGCGGCGCCGACGCCGGCGCCGGGUCGCUCGUGCUCGGCCGGGACGACGCCAUGCCGGUGGGCGCCGUGUGGGUGCCCCUGCUGCGUAACGCGCAGGAGCCCAGCUUCUACUACGUUGGCCUCACUGGGCUCGGCGUCGGCGGCGAAAGGCUCGCGCUGCAGGACGGGCUCUUCGACCUCACCGAGGACGGCGGCGGCGGCGUGGUGAUGGACACCGGCACGGCCGUGACGCGGCUCCCGGCCGACGCCUACGCCGCGCUGCGCGACGCGUUCGCGGACGCCGUCGGCGGCGGCCUCCCGCGCGCGCCGGGCGUGUCGCUGCUGGACACUUGCUACGACCUGAGUGGGUACGCGAGCGUGCGCGUGCCGACGGUGGCCCUCUACUUCGGGCGGGACGGCGCGGCGCUGACGCUGCCGGCGAGGAACCUGCUGGUGGAGAUGGGCGGCGGCGUGUACUGCCUGGCGUUCGCGGCGUCGGCGUCGGGGCUGUCCAUCCUCGGCAACAUACAGCAGCAGGGGAUCCAGAUCACCGUCGACUCCGCCACUGGUUACGUUGGCUUCGGACCCGCGACGUGCUAGUAUCCUAGUUCUGCUGCCACGUCAAACGUAGAGGAUUGAGUAGGCCCGCUUUGUAUAUACGCGAUGGGAUCGUAUUGUACGAUGUAUAACUAUAUGUAGGUACAAUAUAUGCGUCGAACCAACAUGUAUUUGGAUGGUUAGGAGGACCCUGGUAUCCCGAGCCCACUAGAGUUCAAAUCCUGAUGCUCACAUUUAUCCUGGAUUUAUUUCAGGAUUUCCGGCGAUGCACCCUAAGUAUAUCGGUAACCCACAAAUUUUCUCCUGCAUCAGUGCAAACGCGGACAGAUUUUAUUUAAGUUCGUAUAUAUAAUUUACAUAAAUGGACUUC